CUACUUUUCAGUAUUAGCCUUGAUUUGGUUCUUUUCGUUUUGUUGUGUUAUCCAGCAAAUAAAACCACGGCAGUAAGUCUAUUUUACGUCCAAAAAUCUGAAGAUGGGUUUCCUCUCCGAUGUUUUUUCGCACCAUCUUCACUACUCUGCUGAGCCGCGUUUGAUCAGCUUCUCAGGGGCAGGGACGGCACACACGACCUCCGACGUCGUCGGAGCAGAAUUACCAAUCCCUCAGUCAAGUCGUCCGAAGAUUCAGCACCAUCAUCCCCACCACCACCCCCUCGCAAGGACAUCUUCGCACGACCUCCGACACAGCAGGGGCAAUAGUACCACGCAAACCCCUAUUAAAUGCAAAAAUGUCUGGGUCUGCAAGGUUGCAACUUGUGAUGUUGUCUUUCGAUUCUAAAAAAAAUCUGUAUUGCAUGACCAGCAAGAGAAGUCCAGUCUGUGCUACGCGGGAAGGGUAUUUCUCAUGCGGAAUAGGCAUUAGGAAUCCCUCUAAGAAUCUGUGAUGCUAGAUCAUGCAUUGCAGACAAUCAUGAGCCAUGCAAAAUAUGCAUGACAAACCUCGCAUCCUUCCAGACCCGGACAUAUUUGCAGUUGAUAACCCCGACCUCCUUCAUCCUUCGUUGCUGGUACUCCUUCCGCGGGAAGCAGGAGGGCCAGGAGUGCCAGGAUAUCAACUGCAAAUAUGUCUGGGUCUGGGAGGAUGCAACUUGUCAUGCUACCUUUGGACUCUACAUAAAACCUGCUGUACUGCAUGAACAGCAAAAGAGGUCCAGUUUUUGCCACGCGAAGGGAGCAUUUGUUUCUCAUGCGGUAUGAGCAUUAGAAAGCUCUCGCAGAUUGUGUGAUGUUCGGGCAUGCGUCACAGACUUCAUUGGUCAUAGAAAAUAUGCAUGACAAACUUGGUGCUUUUCCAGACCCAGACCACAUAUUUGCAGUGCAUACGGGACACGAGAAGCCGAUUCGAGAACGCAGAGUUCGUCGACAUGCUGCCACACGACGACGAAAGCAAGUGCGCGGUCCACUCGGGAGGGGUGUACUACAUCGUGAACAACCUCACGCUAUCAAAUGCAAAAAUGUCUGGGUCUGGAAGGUUGGAACUUGUGAUGCUAGCCUUCCACUCUAAAAAAAUCUGUUUUGCAUGACCAGCAAGACGAGGAGUCUAGUUUGCGCUACGCGGGGAGGGCGUUUGUCAUGCGGAGUAGGCAUCAGGAAGCCCUCUAAAAAUCUGUGGUGCUAGGUCGCGCAUUGCAGACAUCCUGGGUCAUGCAAAACAUGCAUGACAAGUCUCAGAAUCUUCCAGACCUAGACACUUUUGCAUUUGAUACAGGCCCGGAACCGCGAAGGGCAACUGGUUUCCCUCCGCCCCAAACGACACGCUGGAGUUUCCGACGGAGAACUGGCACAAGUGCUGCGUCCCGAAGGACGACGACGGGACGGGGCAGAUGAUCUGCGAAAAGGCCCGGCUGGUUGAGCGCGAGUCGGUCAAGCGCAUGUACGAUGGCUACUGCGGACUGAAAAUAUCGUAGUUGGCAACGAACUCCCCCUCCCCAUAAUUCUUUGAAAAGUUGUAAGUGCUCACUAUCUUUUUAUCACAUGAACAAGAACCCCACCGCAGCACGGAAGGGCAGAAAUAAGUAAAAAAGAAAUGUCGCUUCCGUAUGACAAAUCUUCCACAUCACACGAACUUGCUGCUUACCCGAGCGCGACUUGGGUCUACUUCGCUCAGCAUUUAUUUGUCAUGCAAGCACUGCUAAAAAGCGAACCGAAGGCCGGAUUUCAUGUACUUAGCACGACAAACAAGGGGCCUGGGGACGAGUUGUGCGCGGUCAUAGAACACCUGUGUCGGCUACAAGGACCGGUGUUUGGAAGAGGCCCAGGUGUCGGAGUACAGCGAGCACGGGGAUGUGUACCGGAAGGAGUGCCCGAAAAACUGCCCCAACACCUGUCUAAAGACGUACAUGACGCGGAAAUGUAUCUACACCGGCACCGAACCUAAGGAAGGGUACGAAGGGUUUCCGACGCCGCUAGACCCGGUGUCUAAGGAAUAUCUCGGCUACAAAGUGAUUGACCUAGGAAUGAUGAAGGAUGAAGUGACAAAACUCGAACCGGAAGUAAAAUAGGAACGUGAUGUAGAAAUAAGCGAGGGUCAAACAAGAGCGGAAAUGUAGUGCAAAAAUACCAUACGACCACAAGCGCCAGCGUCUCACCUUUCUCCACUUCUGUGCUUCAU
Amoebophrya sp. A120 is the source of this 2239-nucleotide messenger RNA. Lineage: Eukaryota; Dinophyceae; Syndiniales; Amoebophryaceae. The record is from the annotation of a GenBank genome assembly.